AUGGUGGUCGAAGAAGAUUCACGUCUCAUAAUUCUCCAACACAAGUACAACCCGACAAUGCCCGAGGUGGUGGAGGAGAUGAAGAAAAUGUGGGACAUAAGUUUCCCGGUGGCCGCCAUGAGCAUACUAAACUACCUAAAGAACAUGACAUCCGUCGUGUGUAUGGGCCGUCUCGGUAGCCUCGAGCUUGCCGGAGGAGCAUUAGCUGUCGGUUUCACCAACAUAACCGGUUACUCUGUUCUCUCCGGUUUAGCCACCGGUAUGGAACCACUUUGCGGUCAAGCCAUCGGCUCCAAGAACCCUUCACUCGCUUCCUUGACCCUCAAGCGAACCAUCUUUCUCCUUCUCUUAGCUUCUCUUCCCAUCUCACUCCUUUGGCUAAACCUCCAACCUCUAAUGCUAAUCCUCCGCCAACAACAAGACAUCACACGUGUGGCAUCUCUCUAUUGCUCCUUCUCUUUGCCUGAUCUCCUCGCUAAUAGCUUCCUUCACCCUCUACGUAUUUAUUUACGCUGUAAAGGCACCACGUGGCCCUUGAUGUGGUGCACGUUGGUCUCCGUCCUUCUUCAUCUCCCCAUUACCGCUUUCUUCACAUUUUACAUCUCUCUCGGCGUUGCUGGAGUCGCAAUUUCAUCUUUUCUCACCAACUUCAUCUCCUUGUCACUUCUCCUUUGCUACAUCUACUUGGAAAACAACAACAACAACGACAAAACCAGUUCCUCUCUCUGUCUCAACACGCCGUUGAUUCUGUCUGCUUCGAGAGACUCCAGUGAUGAUAAGGUCUGGUCAACGCUGGUCAAAUUUGCGGUGCCGAGCUGUAUAGCGGUUUGUUUGGAGUGGUGGUGGUACGAGUUCAUGACGGUCCUAGCCGGAUAUCUCCCGGAGCCGACGGUGGCGCUAGCGGCGGCUGCCAUCGUGAUACAAACGACGUCAUUGAUGUAUACAAUCCCGACGGCGCUCUCCGCAGCGGUUUCCACGAGGGUGAGCAACGAGUUAGGAGCAGGACGGCCGGAGAAGGCAAGGACGGCGGCGGCAGUAGCUGUCGGAGCCGCCAUGGCUGUCUCCGUUUUCGGACUCGUGGCGACCACCGUGGGACGAAAUGCUUGGGGGAGAGUUUUCACGACGGACGGAGCUGUCCUUGAGCUGACGGCGGCGGUUCUUCCGGUGAUAGGAGCUUGUGAGCUUGCUAACUGUCCUCAGACCACAAGCUGUGGGAUCCUACGUGGCAGUGCGAGGCCACGUGUAGGGGCUAAGAUUAAUUUCUACGCCUUUUAUGUAGUUGGAGCACCAGUAGCAGUUGUUUUAGCGUUUGUGUGGGGUCUAGGCUUCAUGGGCCUGUGUUACGGGUUACUUGGGGCCCAGAUCGCUUGUGCAAUCUCCAUUUUGACCGUUGUCUAUAAGACAGAUUGGAACAAAGAGUCGUUGAAGGCUCAUGACUUGGUGGGCAAAAACGUCAUUUUACCUGAUGUCGAUCAAAUUAUUGUCAAAUGCGAAGAAGGUCUACACUAA
Molecule: messenger RNA, 1509 nt
Organism: Microthlaspi erraticum
Lineage: Eukaryota; Viridiplantae; Streptophyta; Magnoliopsida; Brassicales; Brassicaceae
Source: the annotation of a GenBank genome assembly